AUGAAGAGAGUGUCUCCUGUUAACAUCUCUAAAUUGGAUCCUUCUAAUGAUUGGAAAAUGGCUUUAAUGGAAAUAGCUACCAUAAAUUAUAAUUUCCUAUUUGAUGAUGCAAUGGCUGAGCUUGGUUGUGAAGUUCACUCAUUUGAUCCAAGCAUGGGAAACACCAUGGAACAUGUCCGACCUAAUGGAGUCCAUUUCCAUCCCAUUGGUAUUGGAGGAAGUACUAACGAUCUAUUUUCUCCAAGAAAUGACCGGUAUACGAAAAAAAAUCCAAAACAGGUGUGGAAAGUAAGAACACUACGUCAAAUAAUGGAAUCUUUAGGUCAUCAGGAUAAAUACUUUGAUAUUUUGAAGAUGGAUAUAGAAUAUUAUGAAUGGGAGGCUCUUGAAAGUAUCUUAAAGGACAAUCUUACGGCAAGAAUUCGUCAGCUUGAUAUCGAGUUCCAUAUUUUCCCGGACACAUCAAAUACAAAAAUUGCAAACUUUCUAAAGAUUUAUCAGACUUUUAAAGAGGCCGGAUUCAGACGAUAUGCUAGCAAAAUGAACUAUUAUAAAACUAACGAAAAACGAAUACAGACAGAUUGUGAAUAUGUGAAUUUAAAAUUUGACUUCAAUAAGUAUCAAGUACUUUGAGGGGAAUUGUUUGAGGUUUUAUAUUUAAUUUGAGAAAAAUGGGAUAUAUAUUUUUAAUACAAAUGUAUGAUACUGAUGUUGACGACAUCGCAUUUCUGGAAAGACUUUUCGCAGAAAAGUUCGAAAUCAAAAACUUCAAAUCUAUUUUAGCUAAAAUAACUCUCUUUUGUGAUGACUUCGAUAACCACACAAGCAAAAUCUUCCUCUCGAAUAUUUCCCCACUGAAAUCAGUAUGAAAGUAUUAGUAUUACUUCCUAUAUUUUAGUCGUAAUAUCUUUUUAUGCAUUUGUACAUAUAAACAACUGUACCAUAUCCACUGACAUCUGUGGUCAUCCAGAUAGUAUUUCUUUCUACUUAUAACAAUAGAAAAAUUGAACCUGUAUAUGAUGA
Messenger RNA from Mytilus californianus (California mussel), 1023 nucleotides. RefSeq names its product probable methyltransferase-like protein 24. NCBI's taxonomy places the organism in Eukaryota, Metazoa, Mollusca, Bivalvia, Mytilida, Mytilidae. The record is from RefSeq and is a predicted model, not a curated record. The transcript is spliced from 4 exons. The coding region runs from base 1 to 633 and encodes 210 amino acids.